Messenger RNA from Juglans regia (Persian walnut), 2542 nucleotides. RefSeq lists its product as uncharacterized. The record is from RefSeq and is a predicted model, not a curated record. The coding region runs from base 928 to 2313 and encodes 461 amino acids. NCBI's taxonomy places the organism in Eukaryota, Viridiplantae, Streptophyta, Magnoliopsida, Fagales, Juglandaceae. The transcript is spliced from 7 exons.
UGGCCUGGAUUUAUCCUUCACCGGCAUUGGGUCGCUACCGUCCACUGCAUUCAAUCCGUCCUCUUUUCCGUCCGACUCGUCUAUGCUCGCGUCAGCUGGAAAUAAAGUUUAAAGUUUUAGUUUUUUCCUAGUUCCUUGAUUUGAAUACUUGGAUUGUAGCUAUAUUUACUUAUAUGGGAAUUUAUGAAGAUUUGUUUGUGAAAAAGGGGUCGAAGAAUUGCUGAAAGAUUCAGAUUAAUGUCCAGGAAUUGUUACCACUCUCUGGAUUAACAUUAGGUUUGAGCGUCUAGGUUCGAAUAAUGUUUCUAGAUAAAUUUACUUUAAAAAAAUUAAGAAAAUGAAGAGAACCUGCGAGCGAAAAGUGGCACAUCUGUUCAGAUUUUUUUUUUUUUUUUCUCAUAAUUCAUAUUUUAAAAUAUGAAGGUAAAAUGUUAUAUAUUUUUAAGUGGUGCGGAAGCGGAGGUUAUGUUUAGAAUUUUUAUUUUUUCUAUACUUGUAACGAGUUUCGCAUAUCCGUGCACUUCUUCACAGUCUUCUUAUUUACACCAUCGCCCCUCAUUUUUUCCUUUUCCCCCUUUGAACUUUGGAGUCCUAAAAUAUGCAUCGUAGAAGUUGCAACCCCUUUUGUGUGGUUCUAAUACAUUGCCAGUCACAUGAUGCAUUAGAUUUCCAAUGAGUAUGGUUUACAAGAAUCAUAGGGUCCCACCAUUAAUGUAAUAUAUCUUAAAUCUGCUAUCUCUCUUUAUUUUUGGGGUGUAGCAACGUGCAAUUUUAGAGAGUAAUAAUUAUGGAUGAAGAGGCUCAACUGUUGGUAUCCUCUCGAUUGAACACUUGAACCAUAGAGGAGAUCGGACUAAUCAAAACCUGUAUUCCAAAGAUUCUGAAGAGGGUUUCUCCCAUCCAGGGAGGUCAUCUGAAGAUUAUCCCAUGAAGAUUGUUUGGAAGAAAGGGUUUAUUCGAUUUGUUCUUGUGGCAGGCAUCUUGUGGAUGUUACUAACUCUCAUUGCAUUGUUGUUCCAUGUAUGGUCUUGCCAAUCUUCAGUUUCUUUCUUUUCAGCAAUAUGUAAUAAAGAUAGCAAAGUGUUCACAAUUUUAAACAAUACGGGCAUUGUUUCAGAACCUCUGAAUCUCCAACACCGCUGUCCAAUUCCCCUUUCCAAGGACCCUGAUAAAAUAGUGAUUCCAAAGGGAAGAACUCCAGACGACAUUGUCAAAGAUUUGUCAUAUGUAAUGGAGGAUGAGCUGUGGAAUAAUGGAUCUCAGAGAUCUCCACUAUUUGGAGGACAUCAAAACUGGUCGCAGAGAGAGGAGAGUUUUAAACUAAAAUCAACCAUGAAGGUGCACUGUGGAUUUAUUCACAAUAAUGGUGCUGAAAUGGCUCCUUCAGACAUUAAGUAUGUCAAGAAGUGUAGGUUUGUGGUCACAUCUGGCAUUUUUGAUGGAUACGAUAUACCUCAACAGCCUUCAAAUAUAAGCCUUCGUUCUAAGAAGCUCUUCUGCUUUCUUAUGGUUGUGGAUGAGAUCUCCCUAACAUUCAUAAUGCAAAAUGUUACUGUCAAAGAGGAUGGUCAUGGGGGGAAAUGGGUGGGUAUCUGGCGUCUUGUCUUACUGAAGUAUUCACCUUAUGAUGAGCCCAGAAGGAAUGGGAAAAUCCCAAAAAUUUUACUCCAUAGAUUGUUCCCUCAAGCUCAGUACAGCAUUUGGAUUGAUGGUAAAAUGGAACUGAUCGUUGAUCCAUUGCUAAUACUGGAAAGGUAUUUAUGGCGUGGGAAGUAUACAUUUGCCAUUGCUCAGCACAAGCAUCACCAUAGUAUAUAUGAGGAAGCUGACGCAAACAAGCGGAGAAAGCGAUAUGCCCGACCUCUUAUUGAUCUUCACAUGAAAAUUUACGGCUACGAAGGAAUGGAGUCAUGGAAGCCAGGGGGAAAAACAAUUAGUGAUGUGCCGGAGGCAGCCAUUAUCAUACGGGAGCAUACUGCAAUGAGUAACUUGUUUAGCUGUUUGUGGUUCAAUGAGGUCGACCUCUUCACACCAAGAGACCAACUGAGCUUUGGCUAUGUUGUAUAUAGGUUAGGGGGCUUGUUCAAGUUCUAUAUGUUUCCAAAUUGUGAGUACAACUCUCUGUUUGUGCUGCACCCACACACAAGGGAGCAUUCUUCAGCUGUUGAAUGGGUGAAGAAUAUCACCGAGCUUGAUGGUAAAGGUAGCAGAAUGAAAGAAAGGAGGGGAGGAUUAGGCUUGUGGACUCCUUAUCCUGGGAACCUCGAUUCAGUUGUCCUGCCAUCUGUAGCAAGAACAUCAAAAGCAGGCUGAAGUUCAAUUCAAUCCAGUCGGCCCUUCUUAACAGCUUCUACCAUGAUUUCUCGAUAAUUUAGUUCAUUAUCUCUUCGCUGCUUUAUUAAAAAAGAAGAUUAAUACUAGAUACAAGUCCAUACAAGCUUUUCAAUGGGGCUUGUCUAUUUAAGACUUGUAUCUAGCAUUACUUAAAAAGAAUGUUAACACCCUAGAAAAUAUUUAUGCCACCCGCGCCUGGGGGGUUGGG